Molecule: messenger RNA, 3915 nt
Organism: Suillus paluster
Lineage: Eukaryota; Fungi; Basidiomycota; Agaricomycetes; Boletales; Suillaceae
Product: CNH domain-containing protein
Exons: 20
Coding region: 1-3915 (1304 amino acids)
Molecular function (GO): guanyl-nucleotide exchange factor activity
Source: RefSeq, a predicted model, not a curated record
AUGCUCAGCAGGGAAACGUCCUACGGGUUCCCAGUGUCAGGCCCUUCGACACUUAAAUACAGCCAUGGUCACUCAGAAUCUGGCAGUGGCGGUUUCCAAGGUGGAAGCGCGGACUCAUUAGCGCGUCCCCGUCCGAGCCUAUACAGUGGCACACCUGGAACCCAUGUUGACCAGGAAGAAGAAGAAGAAGACGAUUACUUUGACUCGGAGAGCGAUGAUCCAGAUCCAGAUAGGUUUGUCAACUUCAGCUUACUAUCGCACUUGGCCGUCCGCUUGCGUGACAAGGUGCCUCGCGGUACACACGUAAAAAGCAGCAUCCCUUACCCUCGUGCAUUUACGGGCAAGGACAUCGUCUCCACCAUUCAGAGCCAAAUCCAACGGGAACUACUGAUCAAUCAUGGUGUUUCCACCACCGACCGUCGUGCUGCCCUUCAGGUCGCUCGGAGUCUACAGCAGCAAUUAUUUUUUUACGAGGUUGAGUGGGGUCAGAAGCUGCUGCAAGAUGGCGUCGAGGACGUGUAUAUGUUCCUGGACGAUCUCGAGGGUAAUUCUGAGGCUCAGCGAGAGAGGGAAGAACUGCCAACAGCCGUAAUCACUUCACUCACUCGGUGCUAUGCGUCGAGUUGCAGUGAGGACGACCCAUGUUAUUCGUUUGCUUGUCCUCGUCGACAAGCUAGUCGAAUCGUUGAUUUGGGUCCCGUAUCCGAGCCAGAUGUACACCAUCAAACGGAAGACUGGUUGAGCACGGUUGAUCCCGCCAUCCUUCAUACUCUGCCCGAGAGUGAAGUUCACCGUCAAACCAUCAUCUAUAAAACCAUCACUCAGGAGGAGCAAUAUGUCCAAGACCUGGACACGGUGGAGGCGCUGUUCAUCCGGCCACUGCUGAAAGCACAUCCUCCUGUCAUGCCGCUCAACAAGCUAGAUGAGUUUAUUGAGGAGGUUUUCGGAAACAUACUGGAUCUUCGGGAAUGCAACAGGCGACUGGUGGAAGCCAUGUAUGUUCGGCAGCGUGAGCAAGCGCCAAUCAUCCAAAGGAUCGGUGAUGUCUUCUUGGAGGCCGCGAGAGAAUUCCGGUUCGCAUAUCCAACAUACGUUGGACAUCUGCCUCUUGCAGAAAAGCGCUUCAAGGACGAGAUCGAGUCAAACGCAGACCUUCGGUUGUUCCUUGAGGAGUGCUCGCGACAAUCCAAGCAGCAGGAGGCUCGUCGGCUGGACUUGAAACACUUCCUGUCGCGACCAUCUGAACAUCUGCAGAAGUACCCCAUCGCGCUGGAGGCGAUAAUGAAGGAGACGACUGAAGGCAACCCGGACGCGUACUACCUUGCAGAAGCCAUCGAGGCCAUCAGGAAUCUUCAGAACGUUGCACAGCUCCGGACAUUCCAGACUGCGAUGUGCAAAGGUCCGACUGGGAAAUGGGAAUGGCACGAUAUUGUAUCCAAGGACAUUCGAGAGAGCCUCAGCAAGGCUGAGGCCAAGCGCCAGUCCAUUAUCUUUGAACUGAUCAAAGGUGAAAUGGCGUACGUAAGGGACCUAGAAAAUAUCGAGACGAUUUACAUCCAGGCCCUGCGAGAAAUAGAUCCUCCGGUCAUUGCUCGUGACAGGCUGAACAGUUUCAUCAGCGAUGUCUUCCACAACUUUGCUGAGCUCCACUCGCAUCAUCGGAAGCUGCUGGACCAGCUGCAUGAGAUACAGCGCGAGGAACAUCCAACGAUCAGGAGUAUCACAGCACCUAUGUUUGAUGCUGCUCUGAACUUCAGGGAUGCAUAUAUGGAGUACAUCCCGAACUACCCUAUCGCUGCCUAUCGUAUUGACGAUGAGAUGGCGAACAACACGGAGUUCAAGGCGUUUGUUGACCAAUGUAUACGGCAUCCAGAUGCUCACCGACUGGACAUGAAGAGUUUCAUUAAUCGUCCUAUCCCUCGAUUGUUGCGGUACGAACUGCUCUUGAAGGGCAUAAUGGACGAGACACCCGCUGGCCAUGAGGAUCGUGAAGCGAUCCCUCAGGUCUUGGAAAUCAUAAAAGCUUUGGGCAAGGAGACGGAGCCAGGAGUUCAAUCAGCGAAACAGAAAGUUCAGCUCUGGUGCUAUAACUCGAAUUUGCAGUUCAAACCCAACGAGUUUGUUGACAUGGACCUGUUGAAUGAAAAUCGCUCUCUUAUUCAUGCUGGCAAGCUGUUGAGACAGCCCGACACUGGUUUUGAAUGGAACGGAUGGACUGAGCUUUUCGUCUUGCUGUUUGAUAAUUACUUGGUCAUGACCAAAACAAAAGAGAAAGACGGCCUGACAAAAUAUAACGUUAACCGGAGACCCAUACCCCUUGAUCUUCUUACUCUGGCCAACUUCACAGAUCCCCCGACGCAACGCAGCACAAGCAUUCUGCGUCUCGGCCUCGGCGGAGGGAACAAGCACGUGGAAGGUGGACCCUCUCCAGGAAGCGGCGCUCCCGAUGCCGCUGGCGAUUCACGCCUUGUAUAUCCUUGUACCAUUCACUAUAACGGCAGGCUUGGUGGCUUGUACACCGUAUUUACAGAGUCUCAGCAGGCGCGAGCGGAGUGGAAGCAGAAGCUGGACGAGGCCAUCGGUUUGCGAAAGGUUGUUCAAGAGUCGAACAAAGUCUUCGAGCUGGAGCCGCUCAGCACAGACACCUUCCUCGUGCCAUCCAUAGCUUCAGCCGCUGUACCAUCUUGGAACCACGAAAAUUCCCUCACUGGCAAGGUUACCUGCUCUGUUCCCUUUACUACUGCUGAUGGACGAGCAUUGGUGGCUAUCGGUUGUGCCGAGGGUGUUUGGAUAGGCUUUAGGCAUGAUUCAAGAUCGAUGCGCCGCGUAUUGCAUCUGAAGAUGGUGACGCAGUGUGCGAUGCUCGAAGAUUUCGGGAUGUUCCUCGUGCUUGCAGACAAGGCUCUCUUUGCAUACCACAUCGAAGCUCUCGUUCCAUCGUCGCCGCAGAGUGCUCAUACAUCUCAGACACCACAGAGGGUAAACGGGACCAGAGAUGUUCACUUCUUUAGUGUCGGCAACCAAGGUGGACGAACACUGGUUGUUUACAUGAAGAAGAAAGGGCUCGACAGCGUCUUCCGUGUCUUGGAACCAGUAGUGGAAAAAAUCAAUGAGAGGAGCAAGGCGCCCGCGUCAUUCACUUCUCGUUUUGGUAUACGACCUGCACGUUCAGAGUGGUUCCGAUUGUACAGGGAGUUCUUCUUGCCCUCGGAAUCUUUCGACCUGGUCUUCCUCAAAGCAAAGAUCGCGAUUCUUUGCACCAAAGGCUUCGAAAUCAUGGAUCUAACCGAUUUCAAGAGCGUCACUAUUCCACAGCGUGACGACGGUUAUGAAAGGUUGGCAAAACGCUGUGAAUCUUGCCGGCCAAUGGGGAUGUUCCGAGUGGAAAAUGAAUUCCUUUUGUGCUACGACGAAUUCGGUAUCUACGUCAACAAACAUGGCGCACCUAGUCGCAACACAGGCACCAUUGAGUGGGAGGGCACGGCUGAGCGUGUGGCGAUGCACUGGCCUUAUAUCCUUCUCUUCGACUCCCGCUUCAUUGAAGUCAGGCACAUAUCGACAGGCCUGCUCGCACAGAUCAUUCCCGGGAACGAAAUACGCUGUAUUUGGGACGGUCGUGGCACCUGCGCCCCUCCAUCCACUGGUUCGGAAGGCUUCCAUCAACCUAUGAACCUUGACCCUCGGAUACACUGCGUCAUGGCUGCGCCAGAGCCCGUUCAACUCGGCCUGAUAGGGCGUCCUCGCACAGUGGCCCAGCACGUAUUUGAGCUGACACCAACCAUGCUGCUCUGUCCUCCUGGUGCGCCCGGUGCACCUGGCGCGCCAGUGUCACCCAACAAUUCGACAUACUUCCAACAGCAACCCGUUUCCCCACCGCAGUCUCCGAACCUCCUCCCAAUGACAUCCCGGAGAUGA